Molecule: messenger RNA, 1938 nt
Organism: Cyprinus carpio (common carp)
Lineage: Eukaryota; Metazoa; Chordata; Actinopteri; Cypriniformes; Cyprinidae
Product: non-selective voltage-gated ion channel VDAC1-like
Biological process (GO): monoatomic anion transmembrane transport
Cellular component (GO): mitochondrial outer membrane
Molecular function (GO): voltage-gated monoatomic anion channel activity
Source: RefSeq, a predicted model, not a curated record
CGCAUCAGUACCUGGACUAGCGCGUGAACGUUAAAUGCCCUUGCCGCAUUCGUGAACGUGCAUCCAGUGUCUGCUAGCGCAAUCAAACGUGCACGUGCUGUUUAAAGGCACGGCGCUGUCAUCAGCUGAUCGAACCGAAGUAUUGCACCGGUGCAUGAGUGGAAGACUAUUCCGCGCUCGAGCUGCUCUGAUACUGGCCUAAACCUGCGCCACUGGUCUGAUCCUCAUCUCAUGCGUGCAUUGUGUUCUGCUCUCAUCUAGUUUCUUCUCGGAGAAACGUGCGCGUGCAUAACGUGGAUUUCUGCAUGCACGGUCUGUCAGAAGACUUUAGAGCAGACAAUGGCUGUUCCUCCGACAUAUGUAGACCUGGGCAAGUCUGCCCGCGACAUCUUCACCAAAGGAUAUGGUUUUGGUCUUAUCAAGUUGGACUUGAAAACCAGGUCAGAGAAUGGAUUGGAGUUCAAGAGCUCCGGCUCGGCUAACACGGAGACCAGCAAGGUAGCAGGAACGCUGGAGACCAAGUACAAGUGGGCAGAGCACGGCCUGACCUUCACUGAGAAGUGGAACACUGACAACACUCUGGGCACCGAGAUCACUCUGGAGGACCAGCUGGCUAAAGGGCUGAAGCUGACGUUUGAUUCCUCCUUCUCUCCGAACACUGGCAAGAAGAGCGGGAAGAUCAAGAGCGGUUUCCAGCGCGAGCACAUCAACCUGGGCUGUGACGUGGACUAUGACAUCAACGGCACCGCGGUGCACGGAGCCGUGGUCGUGGGCUUCGAGGGCUGGCUGGCCGGAUACCAGAUGACCUUCGAGGCUGGGAGGAACCGGGUCACUCAGAGCAACUUCGCUGUGGGCUACAAGUCUGACGAGUUCCAGCUCCACACAAACGUGAAUGAUGGAACAGAGUUCGGUGGCUCCAUUUACCAAAAAGUGAAUGAUAACCUGGAGACAGCGGUCAACCUGGCCUGGACCGCCGGCAACAGUAACACCCGCUUUGGCAUCGCGGCCAAGUAUCAGAUCGAUGCCGAUGCUUCCUUCUCAGCCAAAGUGAAUAACUCUAGCCUCGUGGGCCUGGGAUAUACUCAGACCUUGAAGCCUGGUAUUAAGCUGACCCUUUCUGCUCUUCUGGAUGGGAAGAACAUUAACGCAGGUGGCCACAAACUGGGUUUGGGUCUGGAGUUCGAGGCAUAGAAAGCUGAGGAUUGCUAUAAUCCUGACUUAAUUUUUCUUUCUUUUUUUUUUUUUUGAAUACCUAUCCUCACACACCUUGUUUCUCUUAGAUGCCCUGGUCAAGGAAGCGCACUAUACUCGGGUCAAAUAAUGCAUUAGUGAUGCUCACUUCUUCAGAGAGAGCAACAGUUGUGUAUUUAUUAGGUCACACAGAAUGAAAGAAGAGCAUUUGCAAAGUUAUAAAUGGCUUGAAAAAAAAAAAAGUAAUUUCACUACACUCAAUGUUAUUUAUUACAGUGUUGAUCAUGACAGAAUAUUUAAUUUUUGGCAAGGCGUUGGGUAGAAACGGAGACGUUUACAUCAGACAACACUAAUAUUAGGCCACAACAUUCCUGAUCCCAGCAAAGCUUGAAGGAAAGAACCCGUAUGUAACAGAUGACACUCGCAGCCCACCAUGUCUUUAGUUGUAGACACCAGAUUUUUGUAUGCGUUUCGUGUUUUUGUCUCGUCUGUGUGAGUGAAACCACAUGUGUAUCUUGUCCGUCAUUGUUUUCUCACUGCAUACUGCCUGUACCUUUGAUGGCAAAACUCUUUCAGCUCUCCCUGAACUAAAGGAGAUUGGAAACAAGCUUCUGAUUUAUUGGGGAGAGCAGAAAAGAUCUAAAUAGGUGGAUGUAGUCUUCCGUUUUUAAGUGUAGGAUUAGAAUACUGUGGAUUUAGCAGUAUGGGGACUUUUCUGUUGAAUAAAACAUUUCAACCUGGACCACA